This is a messenger RNA of Paramecium tetraurelia, 2208 nucleotides long. RefSeq lists its product as uncharacterized. Gene Ontology annotation, biological process: DNA replication; DNA replication initiation; double-strand break repair via break-induced replication. Gene Ontology annotation, cellular component: MCM complex; nucleus. The record is from RefSeq and is a predicted model, not a curated record. The transcript has 7 exons. Gene Ontology annotation, molecular function: single-stranded DNA helicase activity; single-stranded DNA binding; ATP binding. NCBI's taxonomy places the organism in Eukaryota, Ciliophora, Oligohymenophorea, Peniculida, Parameciidae.
AUGGCAAAACAAAAUAACAAGCGACAAUUUCUUGUGCCUGAAUAUGCCUCCGAGUUAAGCAGUCUCAGUGAAUUUCUUGCAGAGUUUCGUGACAAUUCAAUAGUAGAAAUUGAUAAUACUUAUGGUUAACGCAAAUACAUGGUUGAGUUGCAAAAAAUAGCAAACAGAUAAACUAAUCGCAUUGAUAUCUAUGUGGAGGAUCUUGAAUAUUUCUUCAAUGAUAGAAUAGAUUUUGUUAAUAAAAUAAAGACAAAUACAUUGUCAUAUCAAAGAUUACUUUAUGAUGCUUGUGAUACCUUAAUGCCGCAAUAGUCUAGAGAUUUUGAUUAGAACUUUGAUUUGUUUGAUGAGGAAAUUAAUGUUCAAAGACAAUAGAAUAUGGAUUAAGAUGGAACCAAUAACCAAUAGAAGAGACUCCCUCCCGAACUCAUUCGCAGAUAUCAACUAUUUAUAAUUCGAGGACCACAAACAAAGUAGCAAGAUCUUUAAUUACAAUAAAAGCUAUGGUAGGUUAGAACAUCUGAAGUCAGACCCUAAAUAAUAGUUGCUUGUUUCUCAUGUGAUGCAUGUGGAUAUGAGAAUUAUUAGACAGUUCAUGGUAAGACCUUUACUCCAAUGCUCGAUUGUGCAAGUGAUAAAUGUAGAGAUAAUAAAGUGAGAGGGAGGUUGAUAUUCAAUCAUGGCAGUUCAAAAUUCAUAUCCAAUCAAGAAAUCAAGAUUUAAGAACUAAAAGAGCAAUUGCCUAAAGGAUCAAUCCCAAGAGCAUUUACAGUUAUGGCCAGAGGAGACAGCAACAUUAGAAUUUGCUCUCCAGGAGAUAUGGUUACUAUUUAAGGUGUCUUUUUACCAGUUGAAAAAGAGGGGUUCUUUGCCAAUAAAGCAUCAUUCUACAGUACUUACAUUGAAGCAUUCCAUAUUAAAAGAGAUAAAAAGAAAUUCAAAGAAAUUGAUAUUGAAAGUGUCAGUGGUCAUAAGAUCUUUGAAGAUAUCAAGAAAUAUCCAUUCAGUGAUUUGUAUAUGAAAUUAGCUAAGUCUAUUGCUCCUGAAAUCUUUGGAAUGGAGGAUGUUAAAAAAGCAUUGUUAUUAAUGAUUGUAGGAGGAGUAAGCAAAGAAAUGCAUGAUGGAUUAAAAAUUAGAGGAGAUAUUAAUGUAGCAUUAAUUGGAGAUCCAGGAGUGGCCAAAUCUUAAUUAUUAAGAUAUAUAUCCCAAGUUUCACCCAGAGGAGUAUAUACUACGGGUAAAGGGUCAUCUAGUGUCGGUCUCACAGCAGCUGUCAUUAGAGAUCCUAUCACUGGAGAAAUGGCUUUAGAAGGUGGUGCUUUAGUUAUGGCUGAUAGAGGAGUAUGUUGCAUUGACGAAUUUGAUAAAAUGAAUGAAAGUGAUAGAACUGCCAUUCAUGAAGUUAUGGAACAACAGACUGUCAGUAUUGCUAAGGCAGCAGCUGCCAAUCCUCUAUAUGGAAGAUACAAUAAAAAAUAGACCCCACAUCAAAACAUCAAUCUUCCUGCUGCCUUAUUAUCGAGAUUUGAUCUUAUUUUCAUAUUAUUAGAUGAAAUCAAUCAUGAGGCUGAUACUAAAUUAGCAUCUCAUAUUGGUAGAGUUCAUCAGAAUAAAUACAAGGAAAAUGAGACUCAAGAUUUAUAUUCAGUAGAAGAAAUCACCACAUUUGUUGCCCUGUCCAAAUAAUAUGAACCAAUUCUUACUGCUGAUAUACAUUAAUACAUAGCUGAUCAAUAUGUUGAAAGAAGAAAAUAAACAUUUGAUAAAACCCUUGAUGGAUAUUCCUACACUACUCCAAGAACUUUAUUGGCCAUCAUUAGAUUAUCAUAAUCUAUUGCUAAAUUAUAAUUGGCUGACAGAGUCACUCAAAGAGAUGUUGAAGAGGCUAUUAGAUUAAUGGACAUUUCCCAAGAGAGUGUUAGGAGAGCAUAAUAAAUAGAUGACACUGUCUAAAGAAAGGAUAAAACUGCUAAAUUAUAUGAACUGUUGUCAUCUUUAUGCAACAAAAAUAAAGGAACCAUAACUAAAGAUUCAUUUGUUAGAUAAGCUAUUAGCAAAGGAUCUUAAAUGUAAGAAAUCGAAGAGUUUUUAAAUACAUACUCAUCACUUAACCAAAUUCAAAUUCAUGGAGAUCAAAACGAUAGAAUUACUCUAGUAUCAUGAAAUUAUUGUAUUUUAUAUCAAUCUUUAUUUUAUUAUCUCAAAUUA